Messenger RNA from Penicillium lagena, 540 nucleotides. RefSeq lists its product as uncharacterized. The record is from RefSeq and is a predicted model, not a curated record. The transcript has 3 exons. NCBI's taxonomy places the organism in Eukaryota, Fungi, Ascomycota, Eurotiomycetes, Eurotiales, Aspergillaceae. Bases 1 to 540 code for a protein of 179 amino acids.
AUGGCGGUAAUCCGCCGCGAAACGCGCCGCCACUACCGCUGGCCGGAGAUCCAGUUCCAUCUCUUGAUCAUGGUCGUGCUCUCCGGGUCCGCGACAUGCCUGGGGAUCUUUGCGUGGUUCAUGGCUGUACAAUCGCAGAUGGAUCUCGGAACACCUUGGCUCUUCCCAUACAUGGUAGUAGCCAGCGCCCUGGGUGUCUUCUUCGUCCUCCUAGUCGUCCUCCUUAUCUUGCGCGGCUUCCUCUUACCGGGGAUCGUCAUCAUCGGCAGCUUCAUCCUCUUCGUCCUGUGGCUGACGGGUCUGAUUGAAACCUCGUUGCUCCUGUAUGGUGUUACGGGCAAUGUGAAUGAUAAUUGCCAGAUCUACGUCGUGGAAAAUGUGGCGAGGGGGAAUACUAUUGAUACGCUGGCUUGGUUGACGCAGAGUACCAUCUGUAAUUGCUGGAAAACGGCGUUUGCAUUCGAGCUCGUCAAUACCGUCUUCUACUUCUGGAUGAUGGUCAUGUCGUGGCAGGUGCAUCGCGAUUUUAUGGUUGAUUGA